AUGGAGAAGAUGAUGCGAAUCGGAUUCCCUAUUGAGAUGUGCCUGCCACACAUCAUCGGAACCCCAUACCAACAAUGGGUCACUUUCGAGCAUCACAUUGUCUCCGACGCUCCGUUCGAAUGGCAGAUGACUGGUACUGGUGAGAAUCCGGAGACUACAGCUGCGCAUCCAUAUGGUAUACUGGAGCACAAUGAACUGGGAGACCCCCACUGGGUCGAACCCACGAUCGCCCGUCAUCGCGAUCCUUUUGGUGCCUUUCCACUGCGGUAUUGCCUGUCCAUCCGCACGCCUCAUCCCUGGCCCGAGUGGUGGCCGUCGUCUGAGACACCGAGACGCAGUCGCAUAGUGAGGCUCUCCGCUGCGUCGCAACGAACCGACUGA
Molecule: messenger RNA, 381 nt
Organism: Colletotrichum costaricense
Lineage: Eukaryota; Fungi; Ascomycota; Sordariomycetes; Glomerellales; Glomerellaceae
Exons: 1
Coding region: 1-381 (126 amino acids)
Source: RefSeq, a predicted model, not a curated record